Patiria miniata (bat star) is the source of this 2139-nucleotide messenger RNA. RefSeq lists its product as uncharacterized. Bases 232 to 645 code for a protein of 137 amino acids. NCBI's taxonomy places the organism in Eukaryota, Metazoa, Echinodermata, Asteroidea, Valvatida, Asterinidae. The transcript has 3 exons. The record is from RefSeq and is a predicted model, not a curated record.
UAUAACACCUUCCUCCGUUUUAGUAAACAGCUUUUAAAACUGUGCGUUCUCAAUUUAAGGAGAUUCGAAUCCCAGUGACUUGAUCGUCUGUAAACGUCUUAGCGCCAUUCCGAAUUGAGAACGCAUCGUGUGUGCAUCGCCUGGCCAUAACGCUUCCAGAUUAUUUUGAACGUGGUCUGCUAUUUCCCCGGCACCGCUAGAAUUCCACUACAUUUCCUGGACCAAAUCAACAUGAAGCCCGCUGUCGUGUGCUUUCUUCUGAUCGUGUUGGUUAAAGAAGGUUUUGCUGCCUCAUCCUUGGCAUGCUACUCCUGCAGCAACUGUGCCCUGAGCCCUGAGGACCUCCAGGGCGUAGUGAGACUAGACACGGAACAAUGUGACGACGCAUUGUUUUUAGAUUUCACAGGAUUAUCGGAACCACGAUGUGUAAAAGAAGUCGAAAGGGAUGGAACUGUCAACAGGUAUUGUAGCAGGAAGGGCAUGUGCAAAGGAAUAUAUCUGGAUGAGUGCUCAUCCCCGGACGAAAUCAGUUGCCGCAUCUGUUGCUCUUCUAAUAUGUGCAACAGCGCCCUCACGCUGCAGGUGACGUCCAUGUCAUUUCUUCUGGCCGUUUUCCUGGCCGCAUCAUUGACUUCUGGCAUCUAACAUACAUUGAAUUGAGUUUUUGGCGCUGUUCUUUUUGAACGACAAAAUGUCUGUCUUAAAUUGAUAAUUGUUAAUAUAUUUUGGCAAAUUAUUUGAACUUUUCUUCCAAUAAUAAUAUAACACCAGAUGUAAACAUACAAGUUAUUCAAGGUGGUAUUUUGAUAGAACUAUACAAUAUUAUAAACAAGACGCGUGCUGAACUGAAAAUUAUAAAUUAUAUUAUUCAAAUUGUAUAAAUUAAUAUGCUGUUUUUCCUAUAGUCUAUUAAGAACACACCAUUAACGUACAUGGGCGUCGCGAGAGGGAGCAAGGGGGCGCUUGCCCCCCCCCCCCUCCCCAACCCGGAAAAGCCACCCAAAAAAAAGAAAAAAGAGGCGCGAAGUCACAGUGGUGUAAAUUUAAUGAGUUGGGGGGGGGACAAAAUGUCCCUGCCCCCUGAUAAAUCGAGAAUAUGUUGAGAAAUACAGGAAUUUUUUGGGGAAAAUAUGUUUUGCCCCCUCUAGAAAAAAAUCCUGGCGAUGCCUAUGUUAACGUACGUUUAUGCAUUCAAGUGUGUUUACGUAAACCUGUCGCAAAUAUUGUUUUUAGUUAACCUGCAAACUCUGCUGAUAGCCUGAGUAUAGUUAUUACAUUCUCAUGUUCUUUUGUGUCUCUGAAGAAUAUUCUUGUGAUUAAUUUGAUAACAAAAGUAUUUUAUUGAGGCGUAUGAGAUGUUUGCAAAUAGACGUGAUUUUGAACUUUGCUCUGAUACUUGAAGUAGCGCAUGAAGUAGCGUAGGGCAUGCACAAGAACAUGACUUGGGAAAAAAACAAACAACUUUGCAUCCCUCUCUGUUUAUUUCUUGUCAAUUUAUCAAAAAGAAAAUAUACAACCAUGAAUAUCAAUAUUCAUAAUAUUUGUAAUAUUAAAUCAUUCAAAAUUCAAAUGCGUACUGGAAGAUAAUAUGAAAUUAAUUUCAAUACUGGCAUUACUCAGCAGUUUGAUCUCCAAUUUUGUUAUGUAUCAAGGGCGGAUCCAGAACACACUUUUUUAAUGGGGGAUGGAAGGGCCAAACAAAUUUGGGUCCAACAUUAUACUGCGUGGGGUUCGGGACCCCGAAUUUUUUUUUUGGGGGGGGGGGAUUCUGGAUGCUCUGUGGUGCGAUCUGAGGCAAGUUCUGACCACUUUAACCAUUGUUUUUUUAUGAAAAGAUGGUGGUGUACGCAGUGCCUGCCUUUUUUGCGACGUCACUUUUGGGACGCCAAAUUUGGGAAUCUUUCCAAAAAUAUAAGUAAAAAGUGAUGCACAAUACAUCAAAGUGGCAAAAGAGGCGUAAAAUAAUAGAAAAAGUUCUCUUUUUUUUGGUCCAGUAAAUUUUCCUUUAACAAUAAUAAACUUUCCCCUCCAGAUCCAAACCUUCUCCAACACCACAUUCCUCAAUCACUUUUCGUGCACGUCAUCUUAAAAAUUAUGGAAUUAAAAUUAAAUGGGGGAGACUGGGGUCCUUAUAGGAUG